Messenger RNA from Gongylonema pulchrum, 526 nucleotides. Lineage: Eukaryota; Metazoa; Nematoda; Chromadorea; Rhabditida; Gongylonematidae. The record is from the annotation of a GenBank genome assembly.
CCAUCACUUAAUCGCAAUAAAAUGUCGGUGCAUUGAUUUGGACGACUAGCAAGUUCACUUCUAGUUUCAAGGAGUGAUAUAUUGUUUUCAGGCUAUUGGUUUGUCAAAUUUCAAUGAAAACCAGAUAGAACGUGUUUAUCGCUGUGCCGAAAUCAAACCGCACAAUUUACAGAUUGAAAUCCAUGCUUACAUGCAACAGGCCAAAUUGUGUGAUUAUUGUAAAGCAAAUAAUAUCACGGUAACGGCAUACGCGCCAAUUGGAUCACCUGGACGUAAGGCUUUCAACCCAAAUGGUUACUGGCCUGAGGGCGAGCCACUCAAAGAUCCAGUGAUUUCUGAAAUUGCUAAAAGACAUAACAAAACACCCGCGCAGGUACUUCUUCGAAAUCUUAUACAACGCGGUAUUAGUGUAAUACCAAAAAGUAUCAAUGCAGAGCAUAUUCAAGAAAACAUCAAUAUUUUCGAUUUCAAGCUUACCGAUGACGAGAUGAAACAAAUUGAACAAAUCAACAGAGAUAUUCGGCUU